AUGGAUGACGGUACUAUUAAAAUUCAAUCUGGAAUUAACAUCAACAUUAAACGCACAGAUGGUCGGAUACACUCCGCAGUCGUCUCCGGUGUCAACUUGGAGGCGCGCUCGGUGACGGUGGAAUGGUACGAAAGGGGGGAGACCAAGGGCAAGGAAGUGGAGAUAGAUGCCAUCCUUGCCCUGAAUCCGGAGCUCUCCGUCGGCCCCAGGAAUCCGCCACACCUGCAACCGAUGCCUAACAAAUUAGCCCGGGAUAUGACGCGCCAAUCGAUCCCGGUGGCCACAAAGGCGCCAACGAGAGUCACACGAAACAAUCAGGUGCGAGGGACAAAUAUGGGGGCGUACACCAACGGCCACGGUGGUGACACCACUGGUCGCCGAGGUGCCGAAAACGUACCACCCCCGGUGCAGGCAACUACCCAGCCCACGCCAAACUCCAGGCUGACACAGCAGUUUAAUCCGCCGCCGCCGGUGUCGUCGGCUCGGCCAGCAGCGGUGUCGAGCACGGUUUCGGUACCACAUACGGUUGCCUCGGGUGCCGUGAGGCGGUCCAACGUCGUCAAGGAGGUAGAGAGGCUUAAAGAGAAUAGGGAGAAACGGCGACAGAGGCAGGCGGAACUUAAGGAGGAGAAGGAAGCCCUAAUGAACAUGGACCCUGGCAAUCCAAAUUGGGAAUUCCUAGCUAUGAUCCGCGAGUACCAGAGCAGCAUCGAAUUCAGGCCGUUGCUAGGUAACGAGCCCGUGGAGGACCACCAGAUCACCGUUUGCGUGAGGAAGAGGCCGCUCAACAAGAAGGAGAUUAAUAAGAAAGAGGUGGACGUCAUCAGUGUGCCCACAAAGGACCAAAUGAUAGUCCACGAGCCGAAGAACAAAGUGGAUCUGACCAAGUAUCUCGAGAACCAAAAGUUCCGCUUCGACUACGCGUUUGACGAUUCUUGCACUAAUGAAGUUGUGUACAAAUACACAGCUAAACCGCUAGUGCAGACAAUAUUUGACGGUGGCAUGGCGACGUGCUUUGCUUAUGGGCAGACAGGAUCCGGAAAAACGCACACCAUGGGUGGGGACUUUCAGGGUAAACAGCAAGACUGCAAGAAGGGCAUAUACGCGAUGGCGGCGCGCGACGUGUUCACAUAUCUUAAGUCGCCGAAGUACAAGCCGCUUAAUCUCAUCGUAUCUGCGUCCUUCUUCGAGAUUUACUCCGGAAAGGUGUUUGACCUGUUAGCUGACAAGGCUAAGCUUCGCGUGCUGGAAGACGGUAAGCAGCAAGUGCAAAUUGUUGGAUUGACGGAAAAAGUUGUGGACAAUGUAGAUGAAGUGCUGAAGCUAAUUCAACACGGAAACGCCGCGAGGACCUCAGGCCAGACAUCGGCUAACUCGAAUUCAUCGCGGUCGCACGCCGUGUUUCAAAUAAUAGUGCGAUCGCCCGGAAUGCACCGAGUACAUGGAAAAUUUUCGCUCAUCGACCUCGCGGGAAACGAACGAGGAGCCGAUACAUCGUCCGCGAACCGACAGACACGUAUGGAGAGUGCGGAGAUCAACAAAUCCUUGCUAGCUUUGAAGGAGUGUAUCCGGGCGCUUGGUAUGAAAGGCAACAACCAUCUUCCAUUCCGUGUCUCUAAGCUCACUCAGGUGCUGCGCGAUAGUUUUAUCGGCGAUAAGUCUCGCACCUGCAUGAUUGCGAUGAUCUCGCCCGCCAUGUCCUCUUGCGAGCAUUCGCUUAACACCCUGAGAUAUGCUGACAGGGUUAAAGAACUGGGUACGUCAGACGGUCCUCGGCGCGGGGAAUCACCGUUGGCCGAUGUCGAAAUGGAACCAGAACACGAUGAUCUUGCGCACCUUCGAUCACUCAACGAGGGAGACAUGUCCGCGGAGAUGUACACGUUCCACGAGGCGAUAGACGAGCUUCAGCGGGCUGAAGAGGAAGUGCUUGACAACCACAAGGCGAUCUCGGAUUACAUGCAACACGCGCUACAGCGCUGCAACCAGCUGCUCUCCAUAACGAGGGACGUGGACUAUGACCAGGACGUGUACGCGACGCAGUGGGAGGAGCUGCUAAAUGAGCAGCUCGCCGUUUUGGCGCAGUCGCGCGAUCUAGUCGCCGAGUUUCGCGCCAAAAUGCAACAGGAAGAGCAUAUAUCGCGACACAUUCAACCGCCGCGCCACCAUUAG
Leptosia nina is the source of this 2169-nucleotide messenger RNA. The record is from the annotation of a GenBank genome assembly. Lineage: Eukaryota; Metazoa; Arthropoda; Insecta; Lepidoptera; Pieridae.